AUGGUGGCGGAAAAUGGCAUGUCCACAUACGUUUUUGUAUACCGGGCUCUGCUUUAUCUGUUUGGUUCCCUGUCGAUGAUACUUUAUUUUCGAGUUAUCUGGAUUGUCACAACAGAACGUCGACGUAAUCCACUGUUUCGAAAUUUCUUCUUUAAAAUAUUCCUUGUUGAGGCUGUAACCGAUAUACUCGCAUUCCUGAUUGUGUUCUUUUUGGCAUUUGUGCGCAAAUAUCGCCUAAUUAGGGCAGUAGACCAGUACUGCCAGGUGCACCACACCGGUAUUGUACCAACAUUCACUGUGUUUAUGAUUACGAGCACACGUGGAACUCUUUAUUUCGGGCCACUCUGGUUUGCGCUCAAUCGGUUGACCACAUUUGCCGGCAAAUUUGGUAAAAAGGUAGGCCUUGCCAAGAAGAAUCAUCCGGUUGCAAUCGAUCGUCUACAUGCAGCUAACUGA
Molecule: messenger RNA, 456 nt
Organism: Gongylonema pulchrum
Lineage: Eukaryota; Metazoa; Nematoda; Chromadorea; Rhabditida; Gongylonematidae
Source: the annotation of a GenBank genome assembly